This is a messenger RNA of Aspergillus bombycis, 1923 nucleotides long. RefSeq lists its product as uncharacterized. The coding region runs from base 1 to 1923 and encodes 640 amino acids. The record is from RefSeq and is a predicted model, not a curated record. The transcript has 3 exons. NCBI's taxonomy places the organism in Eukaryota, Fungi, Ascomycota, Eurotiomycetes, Eurotiales, Aspergillaceae.
AUGACGUCUUCUGCCUCCCAUCACCAACAUCCUUCGUCUUCAGUCGCUGAAUUUUCUGCUCACCAAACCGCUCCUUCCUCCAACAUCGACCCGAACGGUAACAUCGCCACGAGUGGCUAUGCGCCAAAUGAAAGUCAACUUGCUGGGCUGGUAGAGGCUGCUACUGCAGCAGCUGGUCAAGACGUAUCGCCGGAAUGGGCCGCCGCCGCCGCAGUCGCCGCCGCCGCUGGUGCUGCCGGCCAUCAGCAUCAUCUAGAUGGCUACCCCUCGGAUAUGCAUAUCGAGGAUGAUAGCUUUGCAGAUGCAGGUUUUGGGACAGGGCUGGGCGCUGGAAGACAGUUACGAGCUCCAGGGCCAUCCGCCAACGAACACAGUCAGCCUUCCGGACUGUCAAGAACUGUGUCAAAGAAGAGAAAAAGAGAUGGCCCACUUGACCCAGCCUUAACAGCAUCCGGACCUGGUGGUCAUCAGCAGCAGCCGCAUCAGCACAAUACGCAUCAUUAUGGUGGUGAAAGUCUAGAUAUCCGCAGCUUUGUUCCGCCAACCCUCGAGCAACAAGAAAUACACACGACCACCCAUGUCGAGGCUUUUCUCUUCACUGGAACUAUCACCAGAAAACUUCCUACAUUUACAAGCCGCUGCCAAGCAUAUAUGCUAGAUGAUAAGCAUCCAGAACGACGUGAGUGUGUCGGUCAACGUGGCAAGGGGGACACGGAAAUGGUUAAAUUGAGACUUUGGAAUUGUGUGCGCCACUUUCUCGAAAUUGAAGGGCAUGGUGAACGCUUUUUCGGUGAAAAUGUAGUCAACGAGGGCAUGGGCCCCAGGACCUAUGUAUGGCCGCGGGACCAGCAGAAAAUCAUUGCACUUGUCAUUCCACUGCUGCGGCGUAUGGUCACCAACGAACGACAGAGGCAAUAUGCCGUCGAGACGAGGAAAGGGGGUGGAUCAGAGGAACGACGACGAAGGAAAACUGAAGACAGCCUCCAGAAUAUGAAUAGUGCUAGUCCCCCGAAGUUCCCUGUUGAGGAACAACUCCAGAUGCAUGCACAACAUCAUCCUCCCGAAGGGUAUGCGCCAACCCACCCCGAGUUGGGGGCGACUUCCCAAGACAUGGAGCUGGGCCUGACAGAUCUUCUUCCCGACAGCUAUCCAGCUGACUGGAAUGCCAUCUCCAAAACGUACGAAACCUACAAUCAGAACUACGAGCUCGACAACCUGUGGUAUCUCUCAGGCCUACAGCAGCCGGAUUGGCGUGGGUUAGUAGCUGCUGUUGACAGCCAUUACCAGGUCAUUCACAACGGCGGUUUUGAUUGCCCUUCACCAUGUGAGGAUGAGAAUAUCAACCAUAUCUUACAUGCAAACUCCGUGUCGUGUUUACGGUGGAGGGUUGGUGGGGAUCGAAAUCAAGUUGCCAGGAAUGAGUUUGCCAGCAGUAUCACCCGUGACCUUUCUCGCAUUAUCCGGGAUAAUAUUGCAACGAAGCAUGGCGUGCAAACGUCAACCGACGACCACGCGUCCAUGCACCCAUCAAAUUUUCCACCCCUCCCCGCGGGUCUAACUAUGCCAAACCCGCCGACAACCUCUCAAGCGCCGAUAUCUUUGCGAAUCAAUAUCAUGCAGAACGGUAAACGUGUCCUUCCGCGGGUAGAUCUUCCUGCAGGACACUGUCAGGACCUUGAGACUUUGAAACAGCUACUCUGCCGUCGAUUCGCGGGCCAGUUGCCAGGUCUACCUUCUGACCCAUCGCUGGACCCUGCAGCCUGGGUGUCUUCAGUUGGCUGGAGAUUCAGAGUCUGGUUGCCCGAGGGCUUGACUCCUGUCCAGAAUGACGGCGACUGGACGAUCGCAAUCCUCUCUGCCGGUAACGUAGACUGGAUGGACGGUGAUCUACGAGUUCUUGUAGAGCUGGAGAGCACCUCUUAG